This is a messenger RNA of Mercurialis annua (annual mercury), 1008 nucleotides long. RefSeq lists its product as uncharacterized. The transcript has a single exon. The record is from RefSeq and is a predicted model, not a curated record. The coding region runs from base 1 to 1008 and encodes 335 amino acids. Lineage: Eukaryota; Viridiplantae; Streptophyta; Magnoliopsida; Malpighiales; Euphorbiaceae.
AUGAUGGAGAUGAUGAUGAAGAAGGAUGCCGAGACGCAGCAAACAUUUAAAAAUCAUGCUGCCAUAAUUCAUAACCUUGAGGUGCAGAAUCAGCAGAUGGCUAAAGCACUGCAAAGCAGAAGACAGGGGGGUUUACCAUCCACUACUGAGCAAAACCCCAGAGAGCAUCUCAAGGCUAUUGAGUUGAGAAGUGGUAAAGCACUGGAUGAUCCAUAUGCAGGACGUGCUACAGUUGAGGCGGAAAAGGAACAGUGUGAGGGUGGCGAGCCUGAAAAGGUAGUUGCUAAACCACCUCCACCACCUCCUUUUGUGCCAAAGGUGCCAUUCCCACAUAGAGUGAAGAAGCCGCAAGACACUUGGAAGUUUCACAAAUUUCUUAAAACUUUCAAGAAGCUACAGAUCAACAUCAGUCUGGCAGACGCACUGAGAGAGAUGCCGCACUCUGCGAAAUUUCUCAAGCAGAUCAUCACCAACAAGCGGAGUUGGGAUGCAGAGGGACCAGUACCAAUGACAGAAAACUGCAGCUCAAUCAUAUUGAGCAACCUACCGACCAAGCUCAAAGAUCCAGGGAGUUUCACUAUCCCUUGUACUGUUGCUAACAUGCAGUCUGUUAAUUGCCUUUGCAAUUUAGGAGCUAGUAUUAAUUUGAUUCCCUUAUCCCUUUUUCGUAGUAUGUUUGGUGAUCAACAGGUACAUGCCACGCCGAUGAUGCUGCAGCUAGCGGAUCACUCUCUGAAGAAGCCACAUAGGAUUGUGGAGGAUGUCCUAGUUAAGGUCAACAAAUUCAUAUUCCAUGUGGAUUUUGUUGUCCUUGACUACGCAGCAGACAAGGAGUGCCCGAUGAUAUUGGGGCGACCAUUCAUGAACACUGAAAGAGCUCUUAUCGAUGUUCAUGAUGGCAAGCUGACUCUGAGGAUUGGGGAUGAAAGCGUCGAGUUUGACAUGAGGAAGAUCACACACCAUCCCAAUUCUGAAGGUGAAUGUAUGCGGGUAGACAUGGUGGAUUAG